Molecule: messenger RNA, 441 nt
Organism: Phytophthora nicotianae INRA-310
Lineage: Eukaryota; Oomycota; Peronosporomycetes; Peronosporales; Peronosporaceae
Exons: 2
Coding region: 1-441 (146 amino acids)
Molecular function (GO): nucleic acid binding
Source: RefSeq, a predicted model, not a curated record
AUGGUGGAGGCUAAACGCUCAUGGAAGAACCGUCCAGCUGGUACUCCUGAGCUCAAAUGCACUUCGAUCGCCAAGGUACGGUACAAGAAGUACCUUAUCGACAAGCCGCCACGUCGCCCCGACUUCAAUGUACUCGACCUUGGCUUCUUUUCCAGCAUCCAAGCGCAUCAAUAUCGGAAGCGAGUGUACAACGUGGAGCAGUUAGUUGAUGCGGUGGAGUCAGGUUUUGUUGAACUCAAGUCUGUGACGCUAAGUAAGUCAUUCAUAACGCUACAAUCUGUGUUGGAACAAGCGAUGCUGGACCGCGGCGGAAAUACCUACAAGAUUCCACAUCUGGGCAAAGACAAGUGGGCUCGGCUAGGAGAUCUCCUACUCUCGCUGCCAUGCUCAAGCGAGGCAGUAAAAAUCGGCAAGGCAGCGUUGGACGAUGUUGUUGUGUAG